Molecule: messenger RNA, 2779 nt
Organism: Chara braunii
Lineage: Eukaryota; Viridiplantae; Streptophyta; Charophyceae; Charales; Characeae
Source: the annotation of a GenBank genome assembly
CGAGGAAAGUGGACCGUGUGAUGCUCCGGAUGUUUCACUACAUCUUGUUCCUUGAAACGGAGGAGGACAAAGGUGUUUAGCAUUACAAGAGUAAUUUUUUCCAGACCGAGGGGCAACUUAUGGCGGAGUUCGGGCCGCAGGGCCUCACGAAACAGGUGUGGGUAGAACUGCGAAAGCAUUUUCACGGCGCGGUGUUGUACGUGAAUACUUGCAAACGUACUCUUCUGCACGAGAAGGAGUCCCUCGACGACGCGAAGAAAUUGUACGACGAUGACAUGUUCCCUAAAUCUUUCCUCAAGUCUGUCCGUUCCAUCUUACGACGGACUAAAGAAGAAGUUCAAGACACGAUCAGGGUCACCGGGGAUGUGAGGCACAUCAAAUGGCACAACCUCAAGCGGUUGACCAACCUUAUUCCUUUCGCUUGCCCGCCUUCCCAAGCUCACUGUCGUAUCACUGAGAUCCGUGAGAUCUUGCGACAUUACGUGUGCAACCUGUACGUCCUCGAUUUGUGUGAUCCCACACUCCUCGCAGACUGGCGAGAAGACGAUUUUGCCAACUUGCAAGGCGUUCUCCAAACACUGUCGCCAACGCACUGGGCACUUGUGGUCUUUUUCCCCGCUCGUUGGGAGCUCAGUUUCUUGAGAGGCAUGGCCAGGCUUAGCGUCCAUCACGUCAGGACAGCGAAGUGGGUGCGCCAUGCACAAAAGCAGACCACUGUCCGGGAAGGCAAUAUGCUGGUUGAGGAGUGUGACCGUUUGUACAUGAUUUUCAACGGCGAGAACUUGGCAGACAACAUAGUCGUAGUCUACCCGGCCAAUAGCCCGACAAAGGCUUCCCGUGCUCAUGGUCCAAGUCUGGCCAAACACGUGGUGGCGGCCUGCUCGAAAGUUGUCUGUUCGUCGGACCCAUCAGGACAGGCUGUGGCGUGUUUCGACGUGGCGGACGAGGACAGGGAGCGGAACCUGUCCCAUCUACUUGGUCUACUCGAAAACUUUUGCAAGGCUGGGCAAACUGUCUUUUUCUUUGGGAAGGCGCAUGCGUCUUUCAUGUGGGAGCUCAUGCGCAACGGUCAGAACGUCGUCGCGUUGGAGGAUAAGGCGAACAUGAUCGAUUACCUUAACGAGUUCGUGAAGACACACGUGGCAGACACUUGCAAUGAUUGCACUUUUGUCCAGACCACCGGCGAACGAAACUGGGAUCCCAAACGUGACAUGUAUUGGAAAUUGUCGGGGAACAAAAGGAUGGAGGUUUGGGACUUUCUUUUCCAACCUGGACCGCCUGCUCAGACCGACCUCGAAUACAGUCGACGGAGAAACCUGGUGUUCGGUGUGCUGAAUGGGUACCACGAUGCACCCAGGGAGUCUGUCUCGCAUUUCCUGAGAAGGCUGGAGCACGUUUACUUCUUGAUGGCCGAACCACGCUCCCUCGAAAACUACAAGGCACAAUUUGACGAGGAGGACCCUUUCGACGCUGAAGACAUGGAGGAGUUGAGCGACUCCGAAACCUUCGAUUUCGAGUCCAUGCAACUUCCUCGGGUGUUUGGACAGGUUGGUGAUGAAGGGGAAGGUGGUCCUCGGAGAUAUAACACGUCCCCUGCCGGUUUGAAGCAUGUGUUUCGGCGCGAACCAGUCGACGACCAAUCGUCUGAUGACGAGGAGGAAGAGAGAGACUAUGAUUACGAACCUUGUGACAAGCUCCCUGUGGACCAUGAUACCUGGGAGAAUGACAGACUCUUCUUCUUCGACAAGCAUCACCGGUUCACGCCGGAGGAUGUCUGGGGACACAACGUCGUCUGGCACCCGAGGAUAUUCCAACCUACUGUGAAGAAUGGAAGGUGGGUCAUGGCAAUGAAGGAAGUCGAUGGCAAGUGGAGUGGAAUGAACAGACUGGGAGCGGAUCCAUUUAAGAAAAAGGCAAGAGGUGCUCUGGUGGAGCAUUUGAGGGUUAUGAACCCCGACAGGAGCCUGCCGGACGUCGAUGCAUAUGUAGUCGAAAAGCUAGAUGAGUUGUACGCCAGAAAGAUGUUGAAGUUUCAUGCGCCUUUCUACGCACUGGAGACGGCACCGUCUCGUGGCAUUGACUGGCGCAUGCCGCAACCUCCGUCGGGCGGUCAGCAUCCGGGAAGCGGUGGAGGAGGAGACGAAGGAGACGGCGGAGGUGACGGAGGAAACGGCUCACGAUUUGCCGGAAAGGGGACGGGUGAAACAUCGUCGGGAGAAAAGGCGUCCGACGGAAAGGGGUCAGUCGGAAAGGGGUCGAGCGGAAAGGGGACGAGCGGAAAGGGGUUGAGCGGAAAGGGAUCGGGCGGGAAGGGGUCGGGCGGGAAGGGGUUGGGCGAAAAGCGUAGAACGUCCGGGAGUCCCCAGCAUAGGGAAACUAACACCCACUGCGUAGGGAGUCGAGAUUCCGACAUGCGAAACGUGGCCACCCUAAGGUCUGAUCAAGUGGGAGUAGAUUCGCACUUGUCUGCGAGGACUUUGUUUCCUGAUGUCGAGGAGAGUCCAUCCCGCCAUGCGCAGCAGAGGUCUCCUGUGCACAACACCUUGCUCUUGGAAGAGGGCGAAUAUCUGCAGCAUCCGGCCGCAUCUCGUGAGCGGCGAAACCAUUCCUUGAUGGGAACUGCGUCUUCGUUUUGCCUGGAGGGCGGGAUGCCUGCAUUGCGAAGGAGCGAAGGUGCGACCGUCAGUUCCAUCAGCUUGGGCGAGCGCCACAACUCCGAAUAGAUUCGGAGUUGCUAACAUCGCCCUGCAGGCCUUCCACCAUAAGUGCUCUUCACGCU